AAAACUCUCAACUUUUUUUUCCGUAGGUUGGUCAUCCUGGUAACUUGGCAUCCCUGGCCUAAAAAGUGUUUAUGUAUGUGCUUUCGCUUUGUUUACCCCGUGAAAUUCGGAUAAAUUUUUAAGUGAAGAAGUAGAUGAGGUUGAUAUCUGGAGAAUGGAAGUGAAUCGCCACUCUGUUAAUGAAAAUGGAACCACCAUGUCCCGUAAUCUUAAGGACAAGUAUGACAAUGUCAACCCACGUCGGGCUCAUACCAUUAUGUCAGCAGAGGAUGCUGCAUCAGGGAGAAAAUCUUAUUGGGCGGAACUGGAGAUAACAGGAUCUAUCCGGAAUGUGAGCCCAUGUUUGUGGCAGCUCACCCACCUAACAAGUUUGUACCUGAAUGAUAACUGCCUAUCUCGCAUACCACCUGAUGUUGCUAUGCUCGUCAAUUUGCGUAGUUUGGACCUAUCCAAGAACAAGCUACGCAGUUUACCUGCUGAGCUUGGUGAGCUCAUCAAUCUGAGGGAACUGCUUUUAAGUCACAAUCACCUUCGAGUUCUCCCUUAUGAACUUGGAAAACUUUUUCAACUGCAUGUUCUUGGACUACAAGGAAACCCACUCAACAAGGAAAUUCUCUCGCUGUAUGGAGAAACCAAUGGAACGCACAAACUUCUCACCUACAUGCUGGACAGCUUAACAGGUAAGUCAUUUUUUUUUCUUUGCUGGCCCAGGCCCAGCACGAAGGUGCAGGCCGGGCGGGGUCAGUGAACCCGAGCGUCUCUCCGAGUUUUGGCUGGGCCGUUUUUCGGGCGUUGAAUAAAUUCAGGAGAAGUGGACUUGGCUCCGGUGGUGCAGCGGUGGGCGUCCGUAACAACGGUCUAAUUUUGGCCUGUUGGCUCCUUGCGCCCACGCGGUGAAAUGUCUCGACCGUGGACUGGAGCCCCAAACGUUUGAAACGCAACUAGUGCGCUGGCAGGAGCCAACUGUUAAAAAAAUUGCUGUAAAUUUACAACGAAAAUGUGAUUAAUUUUGUUAGCAGCACAUACUGUAUUUUUACAGGCAUUACUGUAAAAAAGCAGCGUUAAUGAAAAUUUUGGAAACAAAGUUUCCGACCGAAAGCAGUUACUUUUGUUUUGCUACUGUAAAAAAAAUUGUAACAAUACAAGUGUCUUGUUAUGGCAGGAAAUAUGUUGCUAACAAAAUUAACUUCUCUUUUCUUGUGAAUGUACAGCAAAGUAAUACGCAGUAGUUUUUCUUUUGGGCCAAUAUGGGCCGAAUAUCACAGGUUUCGAGAGGGUUCAAAUGAAAACAACAUUUCUGUUAUAUAACAGGAGUGUCAAGUGUCAAUCCCGCAGUAUGUCGUCAGGUGACAGUUAUUUUUAACAGUGCAGUGUCCUGUGACUUCCUCGCCCCCCUCUGAAAACAAAAUCAGUCCCAGACCGAUGGUGAAAUAAUUUAUAGGUAAUUUAUCAAGCCGGAACCCCAGUAAUGGACGUCAAUGGCGCAAUUAAAUCGUGUCUCGUGAAUAAUGCGUGCAAAGGGUUUGCGCCCAACGCUCUCCGUGUUUACAAACAAGUAUGGGCAAGGCUUGGCGGGGCGCGGCGGGUCGAGGCCCGCCGACCUGCCAGAAAGUUGGGCAGGGGCAAGGUGUGGCCC
Frankliniella occidentalis (western flower thrips) is the source of this 1636-nucleotide messenger RNA. Its product is annotated as CCR4-NOT transcription complex subunit 6-like. The coding region runs from base 155 to 748 and encodes 197 amino acids. The transcript has 5 exons. Gene Ontology annotation, molecular function: protein binding. The record is from RefSeq and is a predicted model, not a curated record. Lineage: Eukaryota; Metazoa; Arthropoda; Insecta; Thysanoptera; Thripidae.